Molecule: messenger RNA, 1016 nt
Organism: Mangifera indica (mango)
Lineage: Eukaryota; Viridiplantae; Streptophyta; Magnoliopsida; Sapindales; Anacardiaceae
Product: U-box domain-containing protein 35
Exons: 4
Coding region: 156-932 (258 amino acids)
Source: RefSeq, a predicted model, not a curated record
UGUCGUUUUACGUUGCUGAAGACUCUGAAAAGUCAAUGGUUUUGAAUUGAGGAGCUUUUGGCAAUGUUCAAUAUUUCAAGCCUGCACACUGCUACCUAGGUUGCUUUAUCAUCAACUCUUGUGCUUGCAAUUUUACUUUGUUUCUUGGGAAAAAAAUGUCUCUGACUAUUACAGAUAGUGGUGUUGAAUAUGAUGAAUAUUGUUUCAAGAAUAGUGGGAGUGGGGUGUGUGAGAUAGAGGAAGAGAUAAAUUCAACAGAGCUGUUUGAGAUCAAAGAAGAGUUUGAGGGGAGUUUGUUCUCAGUGGAUUUUCAUGGUCGAGAUCAUCAGGAUAGUGUAUAUGUUGCUGUGGGGAAGAGUGAGUCUAGCAUGUAUGCUCUUUCAUGGACAUUGCAGCACCUGGUCAAUCCUUCAACUAUCAUCUAUCUCAUUCAUGUUUUCCCUGAAAUCAAACACAUUCCUUCUCCAUUGGGAAGGUUACCAAAGAGCCAAGUGAGUCCAGAGCAAGUGGAGACCUACAUGGCUCAAGAAAGAGGCAAGAGGAGAGAACUUCUGCAGAAAUUCUUUGAUGCAUGCGCUGCUUCCAAGGUGAAGGUAGACACCAUGCUUAUCGAGAGUGACAAUGUUGCAAAGGCCAUUGUGGACCUUAUCCCAAUUCUCAUCAUCAGGAAAUUAGUAGUUGGAAUUUCAAAACCUAAUCUAAGGAAAUUGAAGUCCAGAAAAGGGAAUGGCACAGCUGAUCAGAUACUGCAGAGUGCAACAGAGGCUUGUGAGAUUAAGAUAAUAUGUGAAGGAAAGGAAGUGAUUGAUCACAUGAUUGAAUCACCAUCUCCACGUGGCAAUGAUAACAAUACCAAGGCCAUACAACAGAAGGAUGAAAAUGAAUCCAAAGAUUCCUUCUCAUGCAUGUGCUUUAAGCCUAAGUUUAUUUGAUAAACAUACCAGACAAUAUUUCAAAGUCAUGUGACAUGAAUCGAAAUUUCAAUAUAUACCAAAUCUUCAUGUUGGGUUGGGAAA